UCUCAAUGGUGAGAGAGGCGGGGCCGGACCUACAGACGCUGAAGAGCGGCGGGCGCCGCAAGGGCCGGGAAGAUGGCGGUCCUCGCACCUUUAAUUGCUCUGGUGUAUUCGGUGCCACGACUUUCACGUUGGCUGGCCCGACCUUACUAUCUCCUGUCAGCCCUGCUUUCUGCUGCAUUCCUACUCGUGAGGAAGCUACCUCCUCUCUGCAACAGUCUCCCCACGCAACGCGAAGACGGCAACCCGUGUGACUUUGACUGGAGAGAAGUAGAGAUCCUGAUGUUCCUCAGUGCCAUUGUGAUGAUGAAAAACCGCAGAUCUAUCACUGUGGAGCAACAUAUAGGCAACAUCUUCAUGUUCAGUAAAGUGGCCAAUGCAAUUCUUUUCUUCCGUCUGGAUAUUCGCAUGGGCCUGCUUUACAUCACACUUUGCAUAGUGUUCCUGAUGACGUGCAAGCCCCCCCUGUAUAUGGGCCCUGAGUACAUCAAGUACUUCAAUGACAAAACCAUUGAUGAAGAGCUGGAGCGGGACAGGAGGGUCACCUGGAUCGUGGAGUUCUUUGCCAAUUGGUCUAAUGACUGCCAGUCGUUUGCUCCUAUCUAUGCUGACCUCUCCCUCAAGUACAACUGUACAGGGCUAAAUUUUGGGAAGGUGGACGUUGGACGCUACACUGAUGUUAGUACACGGUACAAAGUGAGCACGUCGCCCCUUACCAAGCAACUCCCUACUCUGAUCCUAUUCCAAGGUGGCAAGGAGGUCAUGCGGCGGCCCCAGAUUGACAAAAAAGGACGAGCUGUCUCUUGGACCUUCUCUGAGGAGAAUGUGAUCCGAGAAUUCAACCUGAAUGAGCUGUAUCAAAGGGCCAAGAAGCUAUCAAAGGCUGGAGAUCACAUCCCUGAGGAGCAGCCUGUGGCCCCAACCACCGCGGAAGUGCCAGAGGGGGAAAGCAAGAAGGACAAAUAGAAUCCCUGCCUUCUCAGUGCUUCCUCACCUUUGAGGCCCUGCCACCUUUGAGGCCCUGCCCCUUCUGUAACCACAGGCCCUGCCUGAGGCCUGGGCCUCUUAUUUAUGUUUCCCCUUUGGCUCUGCCUCAGUCAGGCAGGGUGCUGCUUCUGAUUUUAAAGAGGCUUUCAGGGAAUUGACAGGCACCCUCCGGGAAGGCCUCCACUGCUGUGGCCAACUUUCACUGGAAGAAGGGAGAGAUCUCUGAUGAUGGAGGAGGAAAUGCUUGCCUUCCAAGCUUGGGUCCGAGUAUCAGCUGCUGUCCACCACUCACAUGUCUCCACCGUGCGGUGUUUUCAUCCUUCCUCUUAGUGGACCUGCACAGUCUGCCUAGAUUAUAUUAAGCCUAACAGAAAAUGCCUAGGUAUGGAGUCUGCACUAGGAUUUUUUCCUCAAGGACCCUUACUUCUUUAGGCAUUUCUGGCUUGGUCUGUGGCCUUCAUUAAUAAGGCUAACUUUGUCAUUGGUCCCCAGGAGAAACCUUUAACCACUGAGCUUACUCAUUGGAGAUAGUUUUGAAUAAUCCCCCUAAUUUUUGGAGUUUGGGAGGAAAGGGAAUAGGUUUGAGACGUUCCUUUGUAUGGUGGGGCUCAGGAGAAAGCCGCCCUUGGGCAGGUAUGAGGUUUCACUUAGUCUCCUACCUACUCCCAACACCCAGUUGAUGGUUUUCAAUAAUAAAGACUGGGAUUUCCUUUUGA
Messenger RNA from Panthera uncia (snow leopard), 1700 nucleotides. RefSeq names its product thioredoxin related transmembrane protein 2 (gene TMX2). The record is from RefSeq and is a predicted model, not a curated record. The transcript has 8 exons. Gene Ontology annotation, cellular component: membrane-bounded organelle. Lineage: Eukaryota; Metazoa; Chordata; Mammalia; Carnivora; Felidae. Gene Ontology annotation, molecular function: disulfide oxidoreductase activity. The coding region runs from base 73 to 963 and encodes 296 amino acids. Gene Ontology annotation, biological process: brain development.